UGUGAAACCGGGAACACAGAAGCGCAGGUGGAGCGCCCGGCGUGAGUUUGCGCAGACUCAGAGUAGUCGAGCUCCCCCGCUGACGCACGUCGUCGCAUUUCGGGCUGCCUGGACAUCAUGGCAAAACUACAGGGGUUUGAUUUCUGGAGAACCACACUGAAGGAGGCUCGUUACAUAGUUGCUCCAAUGGUGGAUCAGAGUGAGCUUGCCUGGAGGUUGCUCAGCCGACGCCAUGGGGCACAGCUGUGCUACACACCGAUGCUGCAUGCCCAAGUAUUUAUACGUGACAGCAACUACCGGAAAGCAAACCUCUACAAUGAGGUGUGUGCAGAGGAUCGCCCCCUCAUUGCUCAGUUUUGUGCAAACGACCCAGACGUGUUUGUCCAGGCAGCUCUUUUAGCCCAGGAUUAUUGUGAUGCCAUCGACCUCAAUAUAGGUUGUCCUCAGAUGAUUGCAAAGCGAGGACACUAUGGAGCAUUUCUUCAGGAUGAAUGGAGCCUUCUUCAUAAAAUGAUCACUGUUGCCAAUGAGAAGCUCUCUGUUCCUGUCACAUGCAAAAUUCGAGUCUUUCCAGAAAUUGAUAAAACUGUGCAGUAUGCGAAGAUGCUGGAAAAGGCAGGAUGCCAGUUGUUAACAGUUCAUGGACGAACUAAGGAACAGAAGGGGCCGUUAACUGGAGUGGCAAGUUGGGAUCAUAUUAAAGCUGUGAGGAAAGCAGUGAAUAUCCCGGUUUUUGCAAAUGGUAACAUCCAGUAUCUUUCUGAUGUGGAGCGUUGCCUCCAGGAGACUGGGGUUCAGGGUGUAAUGAGCGCAGAAGGUAAUCUUCAUAAUCCAGCCCUGUUUGAGGGAAGAAAUCCUCCUGUUUGGGAAAUGGCUGAGGAAUAUUUGGAAGUUGUCCACAAACACCCCUGUAAUCUCUCUUAUGUCCGGGCUCAUCUUUUCAAGUUGUGGCACCACACGCUGCAGAUUCACCAGACACUUCGAGAUGAGCUGGCCAAGGCAAAAAGUCUUGAAGGAAUUAUAGAAGUUAAUAGAGAACUAAAAAAACGUUGUCAGGAGGAGAUGGCAAAUUUGGUGGAAGGUAUGAAGCCAGCUGGAGGACUGCCUCUCCCUCACUGGAUCUGCCAGCCUUAUGUUCGGCCAGGGCCCAAGGAACUGCUUAUUGAAAAUGGAGAAGGAAAGCCAUGUGCAAAAAGAGCUUUGGAAGAAGAAGAAGGCUGCACAGAAUAUGUAUCAAAAAACAAGCUAAAGAAGAAAACGAGAAACCCACACAAGAAUUUUGAUUCGACACAGAAACCUAAAUAUGUCAAAUGUGAACAUUGCGGAAAUCCAAAGGGAAAUAAAUGUGUCUUCAGCUUAUGUAGAGGGUGUUGUAAAAAGAAGGCAUUUAAAGAAAUGGCAGACUGUCCUGGCCAUGGUUUACUGUUCAAAACCAAGUAUGAGAAAUCCUUAAAACGGAAGAUUGAAACAGAUUGUGAACAGACUGUGAAUGGCGAAACUGGCAAAGAUCACACUGAGCCUGAAAGUGAAAGGGCAUAACGGGAUGAACCAGAUGGCGAUGAUAUCACAGGGAUUUCACCAUACUGUGCCAAACUGUUGCUGCUGCUACCACCACCACCACCAACCGCCUUUAUCAGUGGAAGCUGCUGAGGGUUUUUAAAAGUAUAUUUACAGGAAAGAGGGGUUCGUUCUUCUGGUGUGAAUAACCUUGGACAUUGAGAUGAUUAUCAAAAGCAUUCUCCACUUCUGGAAUUACAUAAAAGAAAUUUUCAUGAAACUGUGAAGUUUCUCUGUUUUUAAAAGACAUUUUUCCACUCUUGUACAGUGAACUAUUGCAUAAUAAUAGAAUAACAUUUUUUUUUA
This is a messenger RNA of Polypterus senegalus (gray bichir), 1863 nucleotides long. RefSeq names its product dihydrouridine synthase 1-like (S. cerevisiae) (gene dus1l). Gene Ontology annotation, molecular function: flavin adenine dinucleotide binding; tRNA dihydrouridine synthase activity. Lineage: Eukaryota; Metazoa; Chordata; Cladistia; Polypteriformes; Polypteridae. The transcript has 14 exons. Gene Ontology annotation, biological process: tRNA processing. The record is from RefSeq and is a predicted model, not a curated record. The coding region runs from base 118 to 1539 and encodes 473 amino acids.